Nicotiana attenuata is the source of this 1086-nucleotide messenger RNA. Its product is annotated as putative F-box/LRR-repeat protein At5g02700. The record is from RefSeq and is a predicted model, not a curated record. Lineage: Eukaryota; Viridiplantae; Streptophyta; Magnoliopsida; Solanales; Solanaceae. The coding region runs from base 1 to 1086 and encodes 361 amino acids. Gene Ontology annotation, molecular function: protein binding. The transcript is spliced from 2 exons.
AUGAUGAAAAAUACCUUUAAAGGACUUGAAGAUGGAAGGGACAAAUUUGAUAGGCUUACAGAUCUUCCUAUUAAUAUCAUACACCAAAUUCAGGAGCACAAGACUAUUGAGGAUGCCGCAAGAAUGAGUGUCUUGUCCAGUAAGUGGAGACAUGUUUGGGCUUCAAACCCGAAGCUCAGAAUUUCUGCAGACUUUCGCAGAAAGACAAACCAGACAGGCACAAUAGACAUCAUUAAUAGAAGUCUAUUGCAGCACUAUGGACCCAUUAAGACAUUUCUCCUUGAUAUUUCAAUGAUAAAUCCUUCUGAGCACUCAGUUAUUGAUCUAUGGAUGCUACAUUUGUCAAGAAAUGGUCUUGUGGAGCUCACCCUUCGGAGUUUAGAAUAUCUCAAUGCUCCUUAUAAGUUGCCUUCCUGUGUGUACGCCGUAGAGCUAGAACAUUUGAAUCUCUCAUACUGCACUCUCAGGCCACCUUGCAGUUUUGGAGGACUUGCAAUCAUGAUGACAAAUACCUUUAAAGGACUUGAAGAUGGAAGGGACAAAUUUAAUAGGCUUACAGAUCCUCCUAUUAAUAUCAUACACCAAAUUCAGGAGCACACUAUUGAGGAUGCCGCAAGAAUGAGUGUCUUGUCCAGUAAGUGGAGACAUGUUUGGGCUUCAAACCCGAAGCUCAGAAUUUCUGCAGACUUUCGCAGAAAGACAAACCAGACAGGCGCAAUAGACAUCAUUAAUAGAAGUCUAUUGCAGCACUAUGGACCCAUUAAGACAUUUCUCCUUGAUAUUUCAAUGAUAAAUCCUUCUGAGCACUCAGUUAUUGAUCCAUGGAUGCUACAUUUGUCAGGAAAUGGUCUUGUGGAGCUCACCCUUUGGAGUUUAGAAUAUCUUAAUGCUCCUUAUAAGUUGCCUUCCUGUGUGUACGCCGUAGAGCUAGAACAUUUGAAUCUCUCAUACUACACUUUCAGGCCGCCUUGCAGUUUUGGAGGUUUCCACAAGCUCAAAAACCUUAAAUUGGAUGGAGUCGCCUUUGAGUUAGACGUUGCAACUUCUUUCCUCUUUGUUCCAAACCUUCUGGAACUGAUGUUGUAA